This is a messenger RNA of Trichomonas vaginalis G3, 924 nucleotides long. Its product is annotated as porin domain-containing protein. NCBI's taxonomy places the organism in Eukaryota, Parabasalia, Trichomonadida, Trichomonadidae. Bases 1 to 924 code for a protein of 307 amino acids. Gene Ontology annotation, molecular function: porin activity. Gene Ontology annotation, cellular component: membrane. The record is from RefSeq and is a predicted model, not a curated record. The transcript has a single exon.
AUGCUUGGACUUCUUGCUUAUCGCAUGAUGUACGACAAGAUACGCCAUGAAUGGUAUCCUGUCUUUGACAUGAAGAAACAAUACAGAGGUUUAAACUCAGUUGAAGAAUCAUAUGAUGACGACAACUGGAGUAUCGAUUUCGAUUACGAAGGACCAUUCAAGAUCCACAUCCACUAUCACAACGCUGACGAAGAAUCUUACGAUGAUGAUAACUGGGGCUUUGGAAUCACAUACGACUCACCAUGGGGUAAGUUCCGCUUUGGAUAUCGCAGCAACGAAGAAGAAGCUUAUGAUGAUGACAACUGGGGUAUUGAUUUCGACUAUGAUGGCAGAUUUGGACAUUUCCAUAUCCACUAUCACAACGCUGACGAAGAAGAAGCUUAUGAUGAUGACAACUGGGGUAUUGAUUUCGACUAUGAUGGCAGAUUUGGACAUUUCCAUAUCCACUAUCACAACGCUGACGAAGAAGAAGCUUAUGAUGAUGACAACUGGGGUAUUGAUUUCGACUAUGAUGGCAGAUUUGGACAUUUCCAUAUCCACUAUCACAACGCUGACGAAGAAGAGAAUAAUCUCUUCCCCAUUUUCCCACGCAUUACAGAUUUCAGACCAAUUGGAGGCGGUGAAUACUGGAAACGCCAAAGAGAAAUUUUAAGACAACGCAUGGAAGAAAUUGAACGUCAAAAAAAGGCAGCAUCAAAGAAUGGCCUAAACCUCAAGCCUUUCCUUCGCCCAACUAAACGCCCUUUGGUCUUUGGUGGUGGAGAAAACUAUCUUGCUCAAAUGGAAGCAGUAAGACGCCAAAGAAUGGCUCAUUCAAAGAAUGCCAUAUAUCUUCCUAUUUCUGGUCCCAUGAAAUUCUGGACAGAUUAUAAAGGUGGCGACAAACUUAUUUUGCAACCGGAUGGAUCAUGGGUUCCAAAAUAA